Molecule: messenger RNA, 360 nt
Organism: Arabis nemorensis
Lineage: Eukaryota; Viridiplantae; Streptophyta; Magnoliopsida; Brassicales; Brassicaceae
Source: the annotation of a GenBank genome assembly
AUGCCGUUUCUCUGUUUGGUUCUGUUCGAUUUUGUUGUUAGGAAAAGCAACAACAUCUUAAAGGUAUCCUCUAUCUUAAAGAAUGGAGUAUCUUGGAGAGGUUUCAAGGUAUCAGCAAUAUUUGCUCUUGGAUUCUACACACAUGAUGCUUUAACCCCUAAUCGUAAAAGCUUAGUUAAAGAAGCCGAACAGGCGUUGGCCGAAACCAAGUCCUUGUUGGCCGAAGCCAAGUCCUUAAAAGAGACGACUAGAGCUAACCUGGCUCAGGUUGAAGCAAUGAAAAAGCUGUUGGACAAUCUAUUGCAGAAGUAUAUGGCUCGAUUGGCCGAGCUGGAAAUUGAAAAAGUCGAUGGACGAUAG